Toxotes jaculatrix (banded archerfish) is the source of this 1091-nucleotide messenger RNA. Its product is annotated as kallikrein-8-like. Gene Ontology annotation, molecular function: serine-type endopeptidase activity. Lineage: Eukaryota; Metazoa; Chordata; Actinopteri; Toxotidae. Bases 41 to 829 code for a protein of 262 amino acids. Gene Ontology annotation, biological process: proteolysis. The record is from RefSeq and is a predicted model, not a curated record. The transcript is spliced from 6 exons.
GUAGCCGCCACUGCUGUGACAGAUAAUCGUUACAGGGAGAAUGACAGCAACGACUCAACUGAUUCAACUGCUUCUCUUUUUGCUGGGGCUCGGUGUCUCAGUGAGCACAGUGAUGGAUGUGCAGAAGAGAGUCAUCGGCGGUCAACGAUGUGGGCGUCAGUAUCAUGUCAAACUGAGGGGAGUUGCUAGUGGAUCUCAGAACUUGUGUGGUGGCUCUCUGAUCAGUAACCGGUGGAUUCUGACUGCAGCUCACUGUCUGAAGCCAGGAAGGACUAUGUUUGCAGAGUUAAGUGUGGAUCCAGGAAGUCCAGCACGAGAAGUACAAAUCACAGCAGAACCUGUGAUCUAUAUGGACAAAGACGACAACAACAACAGCAGGUUACACGACAUCAUGCUACUGCAGCUCCCCAGCCCCACUGGCAUUAAACCUAUAGGUCUUCCUGACUGUGGACAUCGUCCUAAAAUGGUUCAGAUUGCAGGACAUGCUGCCACUACUGGAGGCCCUAAUAAUGAAAGAAAACCAGGCAGAUCACCAGAUCUCCACUGUGCUGACAUCGAAGUUGUCGACUGUGAAGACCUCAAAAAGACGUUGCAGACAAAUUUCCAACAGGUCUACCAGGUCAAGGACUGUCAGCACUGGUUCUGUGGCCAAACUCCUGGGAUGGAUAUAUGUUACGGAGAUUCUGGUGGAGGAGUGGUGCACGGAGACGAGAUUUACGGUGUCAUUUCUUUUCUUGGCGAUCCUGACAAAGUAUGUACAACAGCAUCUGCAUUCAUGGACCUCUGCAAUCCAGAAUACAUAGACUGGAUCAGGAAAACUAUUACCUGACAGAAAAGAUGUCUGAUUCUUUUGGGAAAUAUAAACAUGACUACCCUGAUUCUAGCAAGGCUCAGACUGAGGUUGGAAAGAUUUUAUUCAGAGAGCAAAGCAAGGGAUUGUUCUCUUUCUUAUACUUUUACUUUUUAUAGUUUUUACGGUUGCAGUUUGUUCAAAUCGUGUAGUAAACCUGAUCUUAAUCUGUGUUUGUGUGCUCUGUUGUCUCCAACGCACUUUUUCUUUUUUCUUUUUUUUUCCAAAGCAUUCAACCUGA